Molecule: messenger RNA, 911 nt
Organism: Manihot esculenta (cassava)
Lineage: Eukaryota; Viridiplantae; Streptophyta; Magnoliopsida; Malpighiales; Euphorbiaceae
Exons: 3
Coding region: 169-744 (191 amino acids)
Cellular component (GO): mitochondrion
Source: RefSeq, a predicted model, not a curated record
UCUGCCUUACCCGUUUUGGAGGUCGGGCCGAUUUGAAACCUCCAAAUUGCGAAACGGGCCACCGAGAAUGCCCGAAUAACCCGUCUUCAACUUAGCUUGGCAUUGUUAUACACACAUACUCGGCGAUCGCAGGCAGCCAACAAAACCGACCUGUAUGUGGGUUUCCAAAUGGGGUUUACAGCGUUGAGAAGUAUAAUUCGCCCGCUAUCAAGAACCCUAACAUUUCGUACUUCCUGUUCGGCUUCCACUUCUCCUACGACAUCGUUUUUGUGCCCUCCUCUUUCUCCCAAGCUCGAGUUCCGCUUUGCUUUCCAUCAAUCUCCAUUCUUCCAGAUUUCGCGUCACUUCAGCAUCUUCUCUGAACCCAACCAUUUCGAUAGAUUAACCGACUCUCGUCUUCCAAAGCGAAGACCUCAGGAUGAGCCUCGUCGAAAAAGGGCCUACUUGAGACCUCCUGGGCCAUAUGCUUGGGUUAAGCAUGUACCAGGCCAACCUAUCCAACCCAGCAAUCCUAAUGAAGGAAGUGUCAAGAGAAGGAACGAGAAAAAGCGCAUAAAGCAACACCGCGCCUUUAUAAAGUCAGAGGCAAAGAAACGGAAGGCUCAGUUGCAGGAGGCAAAAAGGAAGAAAAUUAUCAAGAGAGUAGAGCGUAAGAUGGCCACAGUGGCAAGAGAGAGAGCAUGGGCUGAAAGACUGAAAGAGCUACAGCAGCUCGAGGAAGAGAAGAAAAAAUCAAUGGCGUAGUUCUUUUUUGCUAGGUUUAAUCUGCGUAUGCUAUUGAUGCUUUUGCCAUUUUUAGUCGAAUGCUAAUUUUAAGUUUCUAAUAAGUUGUUUUUCUUCACUGUUGAUGGAGUUUGUUAGCACUGCUCUGAAUGGCUUGGUAAACGAAUUUGAUAGUAUUUCUUUGUGCA